AUGAUUACCCAGUUGUUCACUGCAUCUGUAAAUGGUCGUUGCGAAGGCAGUCUAAUCGGCCAGGAUUUUAAUCUCCUCUAUGAGAAGGUUGGAAAGGCUAGUCACUUGUCUCAAGCAGGGAGGACAAUCCUUAUCAAGACUGUGGUAGGACUCAUUCCUCCGUAUUACAUGGCAACCUCUAUAACCAAAGAAGACUCUGGACACUAUGACCAGAACAAUGAGGAACUUUUGAAUUUAAACAAAGCUAUGAUAGCUAAGUUGGUUUGGAAACUUCUUGAAGAUCCUGACUGUCCUUGGGCCAGGCUUAUGCAUGCAAAAUAUCUGAAGACUGGUAGCUUUUGGGAUGCUAAAAGACCUGCUAAUUGUUCGUCCACAUGGAGUGCUAUGUUAAAGUGCAGAGACGAUAUGAGAGAUGGCUGUUGUUGGAGGGUUGGAAAUGGUGCUAAUAUUAAUAUCUAG
Papaver somniferum (opium poppy) is the source of this 459-nucleotide messenger RNA. RefSeq lists its product as uncharacterized. The record is from RefSeq and is a predicted model, not a curated record. NCBI's taxonomy places the organism in Eukaryota, Viridiplantae, Streptophyta, Magnoliopsida, Ranunculales, Papaveraceae. The coding region runs from base 1 to 459 and encodes 152 amino acids. The transcript is spliced from 3 exons.